Messenger RNA from Symbiodinium necroappetens, 768 nucleotides. NCBI's taxonomy places the organism in Eukaryota, Dinophyceae, Suessiales, Symbiodiniaceae. The record is from the annotation of a GenBank genome assembly.
AUGGCCUUUGGCCACGCACGUCUCCAUCAGCUGCCCCAUCCAUGCAGGUGUUCCUCCAGAAGCUUCCUUGGUGGCCCGACCGACGAGCAGCUCUUGCCGAGAGGUAGGCGGAGACAGCUGGAGCAAAGCUUGCAGACCACCUGGUGGUAUGGUGCGGCCGGCAUGACGAUCUUCGCUUUGGUCUUCGCAUGUGUGCCGCUAUACAAGAUAUACUGCCAAGCCACAGGCCAGGGCCAGGCAUCAUCGGUGGGGCACAAAGAGUACUCGCCACCUCCGUCCAAGGAUUCUGUGGAUGCCAAGCGCCUCGUUACCGUGGACUUCGCGGCGACAGUUCAUACCUCCCUGCCGUGGCAGUUUGUUCCGCAGCAGCGGCGCGUGGUUGUUGGCCUCGGGGAGACUGCGCUAGCCUUCUACCGUGCCAAGAACACCAGCGAUCGGCCAAUUAUCGGCGUGUCCGUGUACCACAUGAUUCCUGCAGAGGCAGGACUCUACUUCAACAAGAUCCAGUGUUUCUGCUUUGACGAGCAGCUGAUCAAUCCAGGUGAAGAGGUCGACCUACCGAUCUUCUUCUUCAUUGACCCGAUGAUGGGACGUGACAAUCGCUUUGACCACGUGGACCACAUCACUUUGUCCUACCUCUUCUUCGAGUCGGACUCCGAGCUUCCCGACGAGUACGAGGAGUUCAAGAAGAGCUUGCCCUCAAGUCAGAAGCCGAAUGUGCUGGAAGCCCCGGCACCCAUCCCCCUGCCCGCACCGCUCCCUGCCUGA